Trichomonas vaginalis G3 is the source of this 802-nucleotide messenger RNA. Its product is annotated as protein of unknown function, DUF4106 family. Lineage: Eukaryota; Parabasalia; Trichomonadida; Trichomonadidae. The record is from RefSeq and is a predicted model, not a curated record. The annotation marks the transcript as partial. The transcript has a single exon.
AUGCCACGUAAGCUACGUAAGAAUAUACGUAAGAGGAAGAGAGCAUUGAAACAUCCAAUAGUAAAACUGACACCACAACAACAGUUGCAACAACAAAUAAUGAAUGACCCCACUAUGUUGCAACAAAUGUCAAGCAAUCCUAUGCUUUUAAACCGAGUUCUUGGUGCACAGAGUGGAGGUUUAAGAGCGGCACUUUUAGCGAAAAUGGCAGGCUAUGGUGGAGCUGCAGACGGAACAGCCUAUAACCCUCAAAGUCAAAUGAAUUUGAGUUCACUCAAAAAUCAAAUAUCAGAUGUCAAAAAGUCAAACAUAGACAUACAGAAGCAAAUAAGUGAAAACGAAAAGAAACUAGAAUAUGACAGACACACAAAGAAACUCAAUGAGUUAAACGUAGAGAAAAAGAAGAAAGAAGAACAACUGAAAGAACUAAGUACAGAGGAAUAUGCGAAAAAAGUGUCAGAAAAAGCAGCAGAAGUAGCAAAAAUGGAACAAGAUGUUGUAAAUUUGAAAAACCAUACUACUCAAUAUAAAGUACUGAAAGAUGAAGAGAUAAAACAAAAAGCCCUGAAGACAUAUAUGGAUAGCGAUGAGUAUAAAAAAGAAGUUGAAGCAAAUGUAAAGGCAGAAAAACUUUUACAGUUGCAAAACCAAACCGUACAGUAUGAAAACUUAGCACAAGAAAGUAAAAAUAACGACGCAGCCAUGCAAAAGGCAAUGAAAAGCGCAGAAUAUAUAAAAGCUAACAAUGACUGGUUAGAUGCCCAAGCCAACGCUAAAGCAGCCCAACUUAUAGGGUCAAUAA